This is a messenger RNA of Nelumbo nucifera (sacred lotus), 1206 nucleotides long. RefSeq lists its product as uncharacterized. NCBI's taxonomy places the organism in Eukaryota, Viridiplantae, Streptophyta, Magnoliopsida, Proteales, Nelumbonaceae. The record is from RefSeq and is a predicted model, not a curated record. Gene Ontology annotation, molecular function: nucleic acid binding; zinc ion binding.
AUGUGUGUAGAAGCCAAUCGUUCCACCCUUUCUCUUCCAAUCUUCAAUGGAGAAAACUAUGACUUCUGGUCCAUCAAAAUGAAGACCUAUUUUCGGUCACAAAGUUUACGGAGAAUCAUUGAGGAAGGAUUCUGCAUUGCUGAAGACACCUCUACUCUUUCAGCAAAUCAAAAGAAGAUCUAUGAAGAGAAUCAACAAAAAGAUUGUCAAGCACUAUCCUGUUUGCAACACGCAAUGGCUGAGGAGAUAUUUCCUCAAAUCAUGGGCGCAUCAACUGCAAAAGAAGCAUGGGAUACACUGCAGUUGGAGUUUCAAGGAUCUGUCAAGGUACGCACUGUUAAAUUGCAGAAGUUUAGAAGAGAUUUUGAAAAUCUUAAGAUGAAGGAUAUUGAGACUGCAAAAGAUUACUAUUCUAGAAUAAAAGAAAUAGUAAAUCAAAUGAGAGCCUAUAGGGAGACUAUUUCCGAUAAGAAAAUAGUCAAAAAAAUUCUAAUCUCUUGUACAGAGAGAUAUGAUCCAAUAAUUUCAGUGAUAGAAGAAACAAAGGGUCUAGAAACACUAUCACCAACUGAAUUGAUGGGCACUCUCGAGACAUAUGAAAAUAGGCGUGACAAGCAGAAUGAAAAUUCGGUUGAAGCUGCCUUUCAGUCUAAAGUUAAUUGGCAGUCUCAUAAAACAAAAGUUGAUGGAAGAAAGUCACAAGGAAAACCAAAAGAAAAUAAUGACAASUAUUCUUCAUGUGGUAUUUGCAAGAAGAGAAACCACUUGGAGAAUGAUUGUUGGUUCAAAGGAAAACCACAGUGCCAAAACUGUAAAAAAUUUGGCCAUAUUGAAAAAGUUUGUAGAUUCAAGAAAACCCAUCAAGCUAAUUUUUCAGAAAAGAAAAAUGAGGAAAAUAAUCUCUUUUGUGCUUGUCAUUCUGCAAUAGAAGAAAAAAAGGAUACUUGGUAUCUUAACCACAUGACUAAAAAUGAAAGCAUCUUUCAUAGUCUUGAUAAAAUCAAGACAAAAGUCAAAAUUGGUAACGACGACUUCAUGGAAGCAACCGGCAUAGGUACCAUUAUAGUUGACACCAAACAAGGCAAGAAAUACAUAAAUCAUGUACUCAAUGUGGGCCAAAUGAUAGAAAGAGGUUAUUCUUUACAUUUUGAGGGAAACUCUUGCACAAUCUAUGACAAGCAUGACAAGUCCCUUAAAAUUGCAUAA